Messenger RNA from Peronospora matthiolae, 222 nucleotides. NCBI's taxonomy places the organism in Eukaryota, Oomycota, Peronosporomycetes, Peronosporales, Peronosporaceae. The record is from the annotation of a GenBank genome assembly.
AUGUCGAUGCAGUGGAAAAGACUUUGCAGGGCUGUCGAAAUAGUUACGAAAAAAGUGGCUCCCAAGUCGUGGGCUGAAGCGGUGGGCAUUGACAAGACUCAGCCGUUACUGGAAGGAAGUGGACAGGCGACGUCGUGGCCUAUUGAAGCUGCUGUUGAUGGAAACGCAGCAGCUGCAAAGAUAGUGAGGGAUCCAACGAAGCCUCUAUAUUUGAGGACGUGA